This is a messenger RNA of Nannospalax galili (Upper Galilee mountains blind mole rat), 515 nucleotides long. RefSeq names its product adenine phosphoribosyltransferase-like. Bases 34 to 297 code for a protein of 87 amino acids. The record is from RefSeq and is a predicted model, not a curated record. The transcript is spliced from 2 exons. Gene Ontology annotation, biological process: AMP salvage; adenine salvage. NCBI's taxonomy places the organism in Eukaryota, Metazoa, Chordata, Mammalia, Rodentia, Spalacidae. Gene Ontology annotation, cellular component: cytoplasm. Gene Ontology annotation, molecular function: adenine binding; AMP binding; adenine phosphoribosyltransferase activity.
CCACCGCUAUCCUUCCCCUCCGCGCACGCGACCAUGGCGGAACCUGAGCUGCAGCUGGUGGCGCGGCGCAUCCGCAGCUUCCCCGACUUCCCCAUCCCGGGCGUGCUAUUCAGGGACAUCUCGCCCCUCCUGAAGGACCCGGAUUCCUUCCGCGCUUCCAUCCAUCUCCUGGCCAGUCAUCUGAAGACCAAGCACGGAGGCAAGAUCGACUACAUCGCAGGCGAGUGGCCGCGCCCGGCCUUGCCCGUCUCCCCUGCCCAGGCUCCCCCAUCCUUCUUCCCUUCCUGUUCCCCGUAGCCUGUCCCACAGCCAUUCCUUCCUUCAUCACCCCCUGGCCCUCAUCCCGCCGUUCUUCCCCUGGGCGUUGUCCAGUGAGUGACUACUCUCCCCCCUGCGGGACCACCUCUGACCUCUGAUACCCUCACUGCCGGUUCCUGCUAGAGAUGGCCUCUGCUGUACCCUCGAGUCCAGGGCUAGCCUUUCCUCUUACAGGGUGCAAGGUUGGCUAGCACUCU